This is a messenger RNA of Aplosporella prunicola CBS 121167, 732 nucleotides long. RefSeq lists its product as uncharacterized. Lineage: Eukaryota; Fungi; Ascomycota; Dothideomycetes; Botryosphaeriales; Aplosporellaceae. Bases 22 to 585 code for a protein of 187 amino acids. The record is from RefSeq and is a predicted model, not a curated record. The transcript has a single exon.
AGCCGCCAUCCGCGCCAAGCCAUGUCGCCAACCUCAUCAGACCUCUCGCGCAUUCCCUGGUGCGCCCACCUCCUCGCCGACGACCGCUUCGUCGUACGUCCCACCAGCUCGCGCCAACCCAAGUCUUCCGGCGAGGACUCGCUGAUCGCCGAAACCCUGCAAUCCGACCGCACCAUCCGCCUCUGGCUCACCCAGCACCGCAAGCCGGACCACGCCGCCUCCCCCGCCAUCCCCGCCGUCCGCGCCUUUCUCCAGCUCGGUGACGGCCUCAACGGCUAUCCUGCCACCUGCCAUGGCGGCCUCAUCGCGACCCUGCUCGACGAAAUCAUGGGGGUCUUGCUGACCGCCAAUGUCGACCACACCAACCGCAAUGCCAAGACCGCCAGAGGGCUCAGCUCCAUGACGGCCUACCUGAAUGUCAGCUACAAGAAGCCCUUGCCGCUUCCCGCUGUCAUCUUGGCCACGGCAAGAUACGCAAAGGUUGUCGGGAGGAAACAAUAUAUCUCUGCAGCUCUGGAAGACGGCAACGGCAGAGCCUAUGCCACCGCCGAAGCGCUAUUUAUAGAAAUCAAACCCAGUCUAUAAAAACCAAGAAGACAAGAAAGUCGAUGUAGGUAAUUAGUAGUUGGGUUUGAAGAGGAAUUGGGCUAGAGGCUCUAGGAAACUAAAUAGUUAUAAAAACAGAGAAGAAGUUAAUAGACUAUAAGAUAUCUAAUAGAGGAUUCCGUUUAG